Apus apus (common swift) is the source of this 2164-nucleotide messenger RNA. It is a transcript of the gene PEMT, whose product is annotated as phosphatidylethanolamine N-methyltransferase. Lineage: Eukaryota; Metazoa; Chordata; Aves; Apodiformes; Apodidae. The coding region runs from base 133 to 729 and encodes 198 amino acids. The transcript has 8 exons. Gene Ontology annotation, biological process: phosphatidylcholine biosynthetic process. Gene Ontology annotation, molecular function: phosphatidylethanolamine N-methyltransferase activity. The record is from RefSeq and is a predicted model, not a curated record.
GGGGCUAGGGUCGAAGUCCAGGCACCGGUAGAACAGGGGCUCUGCCCUCCUCCCAGCAGCCACGGCCGGACACAAACUCUCGCAGCCCGCGACAGAGGCGGCCGGGCCCGUCACCAGGUGGAUGUGACAGCCAUGGCACAGCUCUUUGGCUACGUGGACAUGACUGACUCUGGCUUCCUUGUGGCUGUCCUCUCCAUCGCCUUCAACCCGCUCUUCUGGAACGUGGUAGCCAGAUGGGAGCACAGAACGCGAGCGCUCAGCCGAGCCUUCGGCUCUCCCCGUGCUGCCUGCUACUGCCUGGGCACUGUUAUCCUGGUGCUCAACGGUGUGAGGAGCCACUGCUUCACAGAAGCCAUGAAGAGCCAGCCAAAGCUGGGGGGCUUGGACUGCCUCUGGGCGUAUUACUUGGGCUUGGCCGUCUUGGCUGUAGGGACCUUGUUUGUAAUCUCCAGCUUCUUAGCACUGGGAUUCAUCGGGACAUUCCUAGGUGAUUAUUUUGGCAUCCUGAUGGAGGCAAAAGUGACCAGCUUCCCCUUCAGUGUCCUGGAUAAUCCCAUGUACUGGGGCAGCACAGCUGUCUACCUGGGCUGGUCCCUCAUCCAUGCAAGCCCAGCUGGCCUGUUGCUGACAGCUGUAGUGGCAAUUUCCUACACAAUCGCAGUGCUGUAUGAGGGGCCUUUCACAGAGGAAAUAUAUCGGCAGAAGCAGAAGGGACGGAAGAACAAGUAGCAGCAGAGCAUUUUCUCGGAUCCCUUGGCACAGCGUGUCCCUCUGGUCCCCACGCUGGCCCAUUUGCCCGUUUUCCUACUGAGAUGUAUCUUACUGAUUAACCCAGCAACCCUUAAUGAGCCAAGUGAGCAGCCUGCAGUAUUUGAAGCCAUCAGAGGAACAAUCCAAGCAUGGUGGCACCUCCUUGCUGCAACCCAUGGGAACUGGAGGUCCCUGUCCCCAGGUUUCUGUCCCCAUUGCUGGGUCACUGCAGCUCCUACCAGGAGGGUGAUGCUCUCCUGGGAUCCACGUGGACCUCCCAGCCUCUUCUUGGGCACCAAUUACUGGGGGUCCGCAGGGGAAAAAGCAAUUUAAUGCCAGCCAUGGACUGGAGGGCAAGCAGAGUAAUGAUGGAGACACCAGGCGCAUUUUGUAAAGGAGCUCUGAGCAUGAGGAAGCUCCAGCUGAUCCUGGAGAUCAUUCAAGAUGCUGCCAAAGAGCCACGGGAAGCAAACAAAAACCUGGAGAGGGCUCACAAGCCCCUGAGGCAUUCAGACAUGGCUGGGGAAGGAUGAAGGGAAACUCCUUCAAAUUCAACAACAACAACUAAACCGGCUGUGACCCCAGUACCAAACCCCCUCUUUUCUGGGAAAGGGAAACCUCCCUGUCCAGAGCUGUGGUUUCCCACCUGUGGAUGUUUCCCUGACGCAUCUCUGCACUAUUUGGACAGGCUCUGAGAAAGGAGACUGAAAAGCACAUAGGUGUGAACCUGCGACCUAAGCCAUCACCUGAGGAGGGUGGAGGGGUGGCAGCCAUCCCAUGGGGAAACCCCAGGAUGGAGGAGACCAAGGGAAGAGUCAACCCCCAUCUGCACCCUGCAGAUAGCCCAUCCCUGGCCAUGUCAGUGACCUGGUCCCCUCCACACCCACCCAGCCCUUCCAUUUCCCCAGAAGCCACAUGAGGGUCCUGCCUUCCCCACCACCCAGUGCCUUCCAGCUGUUUUUCACUGCCUUCAGGGGCAGUGGGUGGGUGGGAGGGAAAGGGCUGCUCCUGCCUUCUGCACUCGGUGGGUACGGAUUUGCCUCUCUGCCCCUGCCACCAGCCCCAGCCAGUCCCAAAGAGCCCCAUGCUGGAUCCUGCCCUGAAUGGGAAGAUCCCAGGGAUGAUGCUCUAGACCCAGGCUCAGUGUUUACAGAUUCCCAGAACACUUUUGAGAAAUAACUGUAAAGGACCAAAAAAACCCACCCCACAGCAUAAAGCCCACGGCAGCAGCGCUGGAGAAGAGGCGCUGGGAUGCGGUGCCACAUCUCAGCAGCACGUUGUCCCCUCUGCAGAGGGUCCUCCCUUUUCUCACUGUCACCUCCACGAAACGGUUCAAUCUCCUUUUGCUUUUGCAUGUUGUAAUUCACCUUUCGGGCUUCACUCAGCAGGAAUUAAAAGUGUUGGUUUCUUUUCA